CACAGGAGCUAGCAAGUUGUACCACAAAUACUACAAAUAGCAAAAAUUUGAUAUGUGGUGUAUUACUUCAAUAAAGUGUAUAGGAUCAAUAAAUGACAAAAUAGAUUCCGCCUAUUAAACUGUGGGCUGGUCACCGCAUGUAGGAUAUAAUUAAUAUAUACUUUAUUUUAAAAUGGCUAGCGAGGAUGUAAUUGAAUUGGGUUCAUCUGACGAUGAAACCCAGCCUGCACCAAAGAAGAAAAAACUAAUGCCUAAUGCUAUGGUUAAUAUACCGACAAAGCUACCAGGAGUUACCAUAAAACCGGCAAAAUUUAAUUUAAUUCCUGCUCCAAGGAUUUCAAGCAAUCCCUCUAAGGCCUAUAACGUCCCCAAGGGAAUUUUGUCAAAACCAAUCAUGAUUGGCAAAGGUAAUAUUAGCUUUGAUCGCAAUAUUAAUAAAUAUAAGCCCUCUCCUGCAAUCUGUGUUCCUAUCUUGAAAAAUAACCCCAAGGUCACGAGACCUGUUACAUCAACUCCAAACAGAAAUUUCAUUAACCCAAUAAGUAUAGCAAAAAAUUUAAAAAAGUCUGAAACUGUAAUUAAGAAAUUACCACCAAGUAAAAAAUUCAAAAGUCCUGCAGAAAUACAAGGGCCCAGACUAUUGGAUAAUUUGCCACCAGGAAUUACUAUCAGACCUUUAGCUCAUGCUGGUGUAUCUGGAUUCAAUAAAAAUCGUAAUGCUAGUAUUCUGAAAAAUUCUAUUGGUGAAAUAUUAACUGUAGAAAUAGAUGAUGAAGAAUCAAUUGAGUCAUCAAUAGGUAGUCCGCAAUGGUACCUGAGACCUGAAGAGCAAAUAGAUAACAAUUUGCCCAAAGAACAUGAUGAAGUUGUAAAUAAGUCUUAUGGCAAUAUUGAGCUGUCAUUGGAAGAACAAAAUAAUAAAGAACCAGAAAUUAAAAACUUUGUGGAAAUAACUAUAGAAGAUAGUCCUGUUAAAGGUUUGCAUUUAAGAGAAAGAAGUCAGAUUGGAAAAGAGUUAUCUAUAACCGUUGAAGACAGUCCAGUUAAAGUAAUUGAAAAUAAAGACGAAGAUAGAGAUGGUAGAUUAGGACUGGAGAAAGCACCACAGAGUAAAAAGAAAUUGGAGUACCCAACAAGAAAAGUUAUCAAAGAUGUACGACAAGUAGUGGAAAUUGAAAUUGAUCUCAUGGAAACGGGUCCAUUUAUAUGUAAUGAUAAUAAUGAUACAGGUAAUGAACAAAUUGAAUCAAAUUCUGGUGAACAAGGUAAUUUAAAGCAUAAAGAAGCUUAUGUUAUUAAUGAUUAUUCUAAAGAUAACUCACCCCAACGUGGUGAUGGAGAAUUCCAUCCAGUUUAUCAAAAUUUUAUAGAUUUGUGUUUUGAGCUUGAAAAUUCUGAAGACAUGAGAAAAAUUGUUGAGAAGAAAAUAAAAGCAUAUUAUAAACAAUGUCCAAAGGAAUAUGUAGAGUCUGAAGAGUUCAUUGAUAUGGUUUCUGGUAAAAUAGUGUCAAUGGGAGCUGCACCAGGGAAAAUGUAUUUAUUUAUUAAAGAUGUAGUCGAUGAAUUGAAUUUGCAAAGGAAAAUGUCCAAAACAUUAGGCCCGAAGACAACAGACAUUAUACAAGAUAAAAUAAUUGCUGGAGACGAAAGUGAAUAUGACUCCAAGAGACAAAAACAAAUAAGAAAAUUAGAGAAAACCAUAAAGAAAUUACACAGAGCAAUACAAAAACUAGAAGAACAGGAGGUAGAUUUCGAAGAUGAGGAUGAUUCAGUUUAUCUAUUGACUGAAAGGUAUAAAGAAAGAAUGGUCCGUGUUUAUGCAAAGUUUUGCCAGUUGACAAAUACUAAAAUGCCAUCAGAACCUCGUAUAAACUUAGAAGUUAGACCUGGACGCCCCGUAGGCCCUGCAAGAAAACUUGAAAAGUGGAUAAAUAAAAAAGUGCCAAUAGGAACACCAUUACCAUUCCCCGACUUUCAUGAUGUUAUUCGUUGUGUUCGGGAGGCUAAUGGGGAAGAUAAUUUGGGUUGGAAUGAAGUUGAUAUAAUGGAGGAAGCUCGCGACUUAUUUACGAGAUGUGGUAAAAAACUCCAAAGGCGCCGACAAGAAAAUGAAUGGAGACUGGCUAUUUCAAGAAUAUCUCUUGAUAUAGAUCCGGCAGUGGAAAAUGUUGAUCUCAAAAAGAAGCUGGAUGAAAACCAAUCUUUGGCGUCUAAAAGAGAGACAGAGCUUUUGAACAAGUAUGUAGAUAGACAGAACCAAUUGAAGCUUGUAGCUGAAGAAAUUGGAGACAAAGAAGCAGAAGAGUCUCCAGUAGAAAGUGAGGAAGAGGAACUUGUUGAGGAUAACAAUUCAUUAGUGAAUAAACAGAAACGUAAAGAAAGGCUUAAGAGACUACUACAAGAAAAACAUAGAAAAACAGAAGAAAAAGAAAAUGAUCCAACAAAAGAAGAAAACAGUAAUAUUAAAAGUAAUGAAAAACUGGUGCAAUCGAAACCAGUAGAGCCAGACAAUAAAUUGCCAGAGGACAGUCUAAACAAAAUAGACAUUGCAGAUAAUGACAAUGCUCAAGAAAUUGAAGAAUAUGUUGUAAUUGAAAACACUGAUGAAAAUAUAAUAACAAAUAAAGCAGAAGAUAAGAAGGGUGACAGUGAUGUAUAUGACUUUGAAUCUGAUAUAGAUGAACUACAUCUUUUACAGAAAUUGCACUCUGAAAAUGAAAGUGAGUCAUCAAUUCUUGAGUCUUCUGAUUCUGAUACGCCCAUAGCUAUCUCAGAUACUUUAGAAUCAGACAGUGAUACAGAAAAUAAAAAGCCUUUCAGCGAUGUAAUAAGUAUUGAAAAUUCCAGUUACUCUGAAUCUGAAGUUACUGCUGAUGGUUUUUCAAAAGAAUGUGAUGUAAAAAAAUCAAAUGUUGAAAACUUAGUGAGCUCUGCUUUCGAAGUUGAGUAUUACGCAACCAGUCCUGCGCGAAAAGGAAACGAAAAUAUAAUUGAAAAUAUACUUCUUGCUUCGUCUGACGAUGACAGCUCAAAUAAUAAUACAAGAUAUGACGAAACGUGCAUAAAUUUAAAAGACGACGAUAUAUCUUUCACAGAGACAACUGUAGUAACAACAGGAAUAACUGUCAAUAAGAACUUGUUUGAGAACAAAUCCUUCACGGAAACAGCAGCUGUAACAACAGGAAUAACUAUCAAUAAAAACUUGUUUGAGAACAAUAAUGCUUUAAAAAUACGAGAGGAUAUAUUUGAAAAUGUCAAUAUGAAUAAGUUAAUCAACGAACAAGGAGACAAACAAAGUACCAAUAGUAUGAAUACUGUUAUAGAAUGUUCUGAUGUUGAUGAUGUUAAUAAUUUAUGUGAGGCAUCAAUAGACGAGGUAGAAAACAGAAGUAUAUCAGAUGAUGUUCAUUCAGUUGAAAGUCUCGAUACCCGAAUUGAACAAAACGAACAAGAAAUAAACUUUAUACAAGUGGAGAGACAUAAGGAACCAUUUAAAAUUAUGGAGCUAAGCAGUGAGAAUAUGAAUAAUGACAUACAAUCGAAUGACUCACCUGCCAAUGUCGAGACUGGUAAUGCUAAUUCUAUGGAAAUAGAAUAAAAUUUAUAUAACUAUCAAAUAAAAAACACUUAAACAAUUGAGCUAUUUAAUUGUAUUGCUUAUAUUCAGUUUUUAAUUUUAUGCUGUAUAUAGAUAUUAAUAUUAUAAAUAUAAGAAUAAGACCUAUUUAAACAAUAAAAAGAUGGAUAAGCAAGAAGUAGAUUGCAACAAAAUAAUUGUUUUAUUAUUAAGAAUCAUCAUAUUUUAAGACUUGUAUACAGAAAUUUUUAUUAUAAAUGUAGUAAGUUUCGGGUAAAUUAAAUAAAUGAAGCUGAGCUUGUGUUAACAGAAUGUAUCUCUGUUUACAUAUGUAUUAAAUUAUAUUUCGACGAGUUAAGUAAGGAGAGUAGCUGAUAUAUAAUCAAUUAUGUCAAAUUAGUCAAAAAUAUAAUUUUAUUUUAAAACAAUCUGGAAUUAAAGAAGAUUUUAGUAUAUGUUAAUUUGAGUAAUUGCUCUAUGGCUUACAAUGAUAUCUCGAAGUAAAAUAUUUCUAGUUUGUGAUUUUGUUUGAUAGAAACAUUGCACAAUUUUAAGAUAUAUCUAAUAUUAUAUUCAAUAGUUAUUGUAAGUUAAUCUAGACAAACUGAUUGUACGCAAAUGUGUUAUAAAAUAAUUAAAAAACUAGUAAAAAUUGUAUUAGCAUUUCCUCACUUGUUGCAUAAACUACGAAAUCAACAUUGUCAUGUCCUACACAUUGUGUAAUGUUCUCAAUGUCUGCUUAGAUUAUCUUAAGUAAAUGUUUUAGAUUUAAUAUAAGCAGAUAGAAUGGACUGAGCAAUUGACGAUUGUCUAAUGAUCUUGCGUUGAGCGACCUCUGAAUAUAAAUAUAUGCCAAUUGUAAAAACUCCUAUGAUAAAAUUAAUUUCAAGUAUAUUGUUUUUAAAUGUGAAUUUGUACAGGGGGUGUGAGGUCUGUGGCCACGUGUAUCCACCUCUUAAGCGAUGCGAGUGCUUUCCGAGGCACGGGAGUGUACACACUUCCAACUUCCAGACUCCGGGCUGCUGCUGAGAAUUUUCUGAUAGAAAAAUCUAAUAACUUUUUAUUGGCCCAGCCUGGGAAUUGAACCCAGGACCGCCGGGUCUGCGGCCUUACAUCAAGCCACUAGACCAACGAGGCAGUCAAAUUUAUCCUAAUAAUAAGAAUUUAUCCUAACUAAAUAUGUUUUUUUGUUUGUUACGCUUUUACUCAAUAUUGACCAUCACGAAAUUUUGCGUACACAUCAGUGGUACAGAAAAGGACAUUGGUACUAACAUCAUCCAUCACACGCGGGUAAAAAGUAGUAUAUUUAUAUGAUCUCAAUUGUAUGUUCUGUCGAAGAUCCAAACAUUCCGCGGGAGUCAAGGUUCACUGGUUGGCAUGUCUUGUUCUUGAAUGUCUUUUUGGCUUAUGGUCUCUCAAACUUUUUUGUCCAUAUUUAAUUAAAAGGUAGUGAUUGCUCAGUCCAGUCCAUGUCUAUAGAUUUCAACUACAAUUAUUGAUGUUUAAAAAAUAAACAGUAAUAUUUAGUCGUCA
Messenger RNA from Nymphalis io (European peacock), 5110 nucleotides. Its product is annotated as daxx-like protein. The record is from RefSeq and is a predicted model, not a curated record. Bases 173 to 3598 code for a protein of 1141 amino acids. Gene Ontology annotation, molecular function: histone binding. NCBI's taxonomy places the organism in Eukaryota, Metazoa, Arthropoda, Insecta, Lepidoptera, Nymphalidae. The transcript is spliced from 6 exons.